UUCUUGUGGGAGCAUGACGGCCUUGCAUUCCUUUCUUCACAUCAGCAGAAAUACGCAUGAAGGAAACCAAACCACCGUCUCUGAAUUCCUCCUCCUGGGACUCUCCAACCAGGCUGAACAGCAGAAGCUCCUCUUUGUGCUUUUCCUGGGCGUGUACCUGGUCACCGUGGUUGGGAAUGGGCUCAUCACUCUGGCCAUCCGUUUGGAUCCUCACCUUCACACCCCCAUGUAUCUCUUCCUGGCCAAUCUAUCCCUGGCUGAUAUUUCCUCCAUUUCCACCUCAGUCCCCAAGAUGCUGAUGAACAUUCAGACCAAGAGUCAAUCCAUCUCUUAUGACAGCUGCAUCACACAGAUGUACUUUUCUAUUAUCUUUGUUGUCAUUGACAAUUUCCUCUUGGGAGUCAUGGCCUAUGACCGUUUUGUGGCUGUCUGCUACCCUCUGAACUAUACGACCAUCAUGCGACCCAGGCUCUGCAUUUUGCUCGCAGUCAUGCCAUGGGUCCUCAGUAAUAUUGUUGCCCUGACACACACCCUUCUACUCCUUCAAUUGCUCUUCUGUGACAGCCACUCUGUCCCACACUUCUUCUGUGACUUGGCCUCUCUGCUUAAACUGUCCUGCUCAGACACAACGAUCAACGAGCUUGUGUUGUUUAUCAUGGGCUCAUCAGUCAUCACCUUCCCCUUGGCCCUCAUCUUCUUCUCCUAUGUCUGCAUUGUCAGGGCUGUCUUGAGAAUCUCGUCCACAGAAGGAAAGUGGAAGGCCUUCUCCACCUGCGGCUCUCACCUGACGGUCGUAUCCCUUUUCUAUGGUACCAUUGUAGGGGUUUACUUCUUCCCCUCAUCCACUCAUCCUGAUGACACAGAUAAGAUUGGUGCAGUGCUAUUCACAGUGGUGACACCCAUGAUAAACCCUUUCAUCUAUAGCCUGAGGAACAAAGACAUGAAAGUUGCCUUGAGAAAGCUCAUCAGUAGGAAAAAGUUCUUCCCUUUGUUGCCCUAAGCAUCUGAAUUCCUUUUAUCACUGUAACCAGAUGGAUUAUUCUGCCCAGAGG
Molecule: messenger RNA, 1052 nt
Organism: Manis javanica (Malayan pangolin)
Lineage: Eukaryota; Metazoa; Chordata; Mammalia; Pholidota; Manidae
Product: olfactory receptor 1S1-like
Biological process (GO): G protein-coupled receptor signaling pathway
Cellular component (GO): membrane
Molecular function (GO): G protein-coupled receptor activity; olfactory receptor activity
Source: RefSeq, a predicted model, not a curated record